AUGGCAGACAGGCAAGAUCUCAGCCAUGAAGCUGGACUGGGUUUUAGGAGCCAUGGAAGCACAGCAGAUGGUGAGGAACCAACUUCAGCAGGACCUUGCCAUCCAAACCCUUGCCACAACAGAGGGACAUGUGAGAUCAGCGAGACCUACAGGGGAGACACAUUCAUUGGUUACGUCUGCAAGUGUCCCCCGGGCUUCAGUGGAGUUCACUGCCAACAUAAUAUUAACGAAUGUGAAAGGGACCCAUGCAAGAACGGAGGCAUUUGCACAGAUCUGGUUGCCAACUAUUCCUGCGAAUGCCCAGGGGAGUACAUGGGGAGGAACUGUCAAUACAGAUGCUCUGGACCACUGGGCAUGGAGGGCGGUAUCAUCUCCAACCAACAGAUAACAGCCUCUUCCACCCACCGCGCUCUCUUCGGCUUGCAGAAGUGGUACCCGUACUUUUCACGCCUCAACAAGAAGGGCCUGGUCAAUGCCUGGACUGCUGCCGAAAAUGACAGAUGGCCGUGGAUCCAGAUAAACCUGCAGAGGAGAAUGAGGGUCACAGGUCUAAUUACCCAGGGUGCAAAACGUAUCGGCAGCCCAGAGUACGUCAAGUCUUACAAAGUAGCCUACAGUGAUGACGGGAAAACCUGGAGAACAUACAAAGUCAAGGGCAAAGAUGAUGAUAUGAUUUUCAGAGGAAACGUCGAUAACAACGCUCCAUCAGCCAACUCUUUCACCCCUCCUAUUGAGGCCCAGUAUGUGCGCAUUUAUCCCCAAGUCUGCAGGAGGCACUGUACCUUACGCAUGGAGCUGCUUGGUUGUGAGUUAACAGGCUGCUCCGAGCCACUGGGAAUGAAGUCAGGCCAUAUCCAGGACUAUCAGGUCAUGGCUUCCAGCAUCUUCAGGACGCUCAACAUGGACAUGUUCACUUGGGAGCCUGGAAAGGCUCGGCUGGACAAACAGGGCAAGGUCAAUGCUUGGACAGCUGGACACAGUGACCAGUCCCAGUGGCUACAGGUGGACUUGCGUGUGCCUACCAAGGUCACAGGUAUAAUUACCCAGGGAGCUAAAGACUUUGGCCAUGUCCAGUUUGUUGGCUCUUACAAACUGGCAUACAGUAAUAAUGGAGAGCGGUGGAAAGUAUAUCAAGAUGAGAAACAGGGGAAGGACAAGGUAUUCCAAGGGAACUUUGACAACGACACACACCGAAAGAAUGUGAUAGAUCCACCCAUCUACGCUCGACUCAUCCGGAUCCUUCCCUGGUCAUGGUACGGCAGGAUCACUUUGCGUGCAGAAGUACUCGGAUGCACAGAGGAAGAGUGA
Cyclopterus lumpus (lumpfish) is the source of this 1308-nucleotide messenger RNA. Its product is annotated as EGF-like repeat and discoidin I-like domain-containing protein 3. Lineage: Eukaryota; Metazoa; Chordata; Actinopteri; Perciformes; Cyclopteridae. The transcript is spliced from 10 exons. Gene Ontology annotation, molecular function: calcium ion binding. The record is from RefSeq and is a predicted model, not a curated record. The coding region runs from base 1 to 1308 and encodes 435 amino acids.